Messenger RNA from Trypanosoma conorhini, 1791 nucleotides. RefSeq names its product kinectin. NCBI's taxonomy places the organism in Eukaryota, Euglenozoa, Kinetoplastea, Trypanosomatida, Trypanosomatidae. The coding region runs from base 1 to 1791 and encodes 596 amino acids. The transcript has a single exon. The record is from RefSeq and is a predicted model, not a curated record.
AUGCAGCCAAGGUACCACACACCCACUUCUGCGUCCUCGAGUCACAGCGGCGGGAAGCCCGAUAGCCCUGCCGCAGAGUCACGCGAUGCUGUCGACUCAACGCUGAGUUCGUUUGCCUCCCGCAUGCUUCUGCAUGUUCUUUCCGGCCGUGUGCUGGAGACGCAGCUCGACGAGGGCCUGGCGGAGUUGCUGGGGGGCGAAGACUCCGCGGGCCUCGGCAGCGAUGACGGCUCCGACAACUACGACUUUGGCGACGUGGUGAACGCCACUUCCUCAACGGCGGUUUCGGUCACGCCGUCCAUGUCGCUCUCCUCCAUCGCUCGCGCUGAGCGGAUGCUGCAGAAGAGUGUGCCGUUUGUCAACGGCGGGCGUCACAUUGCGCUCACGAAGGAGGACGUGAGACGCAUUCGCGACAAGGAGCUGCUGCGUUUUUUGGAGGCGAACUCCGCCAUGUUCGUCAAGUACCUCCAGCGCCGGGGCGAAGAUGCACCCGCGGAGGCCGAGGCCGAGGCGUCGCCGCCGCCAACCGGCGAGGAACGGGGGGAGUCGAUUGACAUUGAACAGGAGCUGGACACACUGAACCAGAGGAUCGCGACGUUCAUCACGGCCUUUGACAACGAUGGGGGGGAGUAUCACAUAUGCGUGGACGGCGAGGGCAAAGUCCUCGUGCCGGUGACCGCGGACGAGGAUGAAGAUGAAGAUGAAGAAGAAGAGCGACUCAGCGCCGGGGCGGCUGCCGCGGAGGAGAGGGAGCAGGCGGCGGCGGUGGUGGACGAGGCCUCCGUGCGCGUUGCAGGGGCCGCCGAGGAGGAUGCGGGGCGGCGUGAGAGCGACGAGGGCAACGUGGCGGCAACUGCGCCCAGCGAGCGGACGGAGUUGCGUGCUGCGAAGGCGGUGGUGGUGGCGGCGGCGGCCGGUGACACCCCGCGCCCGCGGGGGCGUCUCGGUCGCAGCGUGCGCGUGCGUUCGCCGCCCCCCGCCGUGCCUCCGAUGGCGCUGCCCGCGCCCCCAACGCCCCCGCAGCAGCCCCAACCGCUUGAAAAGCCGAGGGAGGCGAAGAAGGCCGCGGCGGGGGCACGGCGGCGUCCGCUGCCGACAGCAAAACCGCCGUCGCUACCGGUGCGAGGCGUCGGUCUCAACGGGGAGCAGAACCAACGGAUUGAGGAGAUCUUGCGCACGGAUUUUGCAAAAGAGCCGUCACCUUACGCGAUGCCAACGGAGCGGCUCGCGGCGCUGGAGGAGCGACUGCGGUGGUUUCAGGAGGUCCGCGGCCCACUUUGCGCUGACGAGAACGGCGCCACCACCGACGACGGCGACUGCGGCAAUUGCGACGAGGAGGCUUCCCUGUCACCGCUGGGACAGCAAGCAAGUGGGCAGCAACCGCACGUAGAGAAAACAGCUCGCGAGCUUGGCGAUGCGUAUAUGCGUGAGGCCCGUGAGCAACGAAUAUUUCGGUCUCGAAUGCGCUCGAUCAACGCGCGGCUCUCGCAAUUGCAUGAUUCGCUGCGGAUGGAGGCGUUGUGCCCGGCGGCGGGGGUGGAGCGAAUUGCCGGUGUGCCACGCCCUGCUUGGUCGCGCGAUGUGCCUCCGCCGUUGAGCGAAAGUGAAAUCUCCGCCCUCCUGGAGGACGCACGCCGCGAGAACGCCGUUGCGGUGGAAAAGGGCGAGCCGCCGGCAUCGCACGGCGGCGACAGAGAUGUCGCCUACCUGCAGGAGAAGCUGCAACUCGCACUCCGCCGGGCCGAGUCACUCUUGGCGCCGCCGUCCGCUUCCCCUCCGCCAGUGCCGUGA